CUAACGAUUUUAACUUGGAGUUUAAGAACCAAAUAGAAACUAAAGGAAAGAAAUUCAGUUUAGGACAAUAUAAAAAAAUCAGAGAAAUAUAUGAUAAAUUUAUCAAAAAAGAUCGUAAAUUCAAACAAUUAUUAGAUAAGAAAGUUGGUGUGAGUACUGUUAAUGAAUUUGUAAACGCCAGAAGUAAAGCUAUCAAAGCCAUUAAAGUGGAUGAAGCAUUUAAGACCAUCACUACUACCACCGAAUUAAAUGCAUGGGAUAUUUGUUUUCCUCAAGAUUUUUUUCAACCACAAUGUCAGUUUUUUAGUUUUUUAGUUCGAAACAUGGACCAUCAUUAUGCUACUCUAAUUGAAUUUUGUGGAAAAUGUAAUCACUGGGGUACACAUUUUGAAUCACAAUGCCGCG
This is a messenger RNA of Racocetra persica, 405 nucleotides long. The record is from the annotation of a GenBank genome assembly. Lineage: Eukaryota; Fungi; Glomeromycota; Glomeromycetes; Diversisporales; Gigasporaceae.